GUGGGAAGCGAGGAUUAUGAGCGGAAUUUUAAGCCAAUAGUGGAGGAGCACAAGGAGGUCCCCGCCCUCUGGAGGCGCUCGACCAGUGAACAGGCGAGGACGGGGCGGGAGCCGGGGUCCCGGCAGCUUCUAGUAGGUUCCAGAGGGCGGCGCGUGCUGUUGGGAACGCGGAGCGGACAGAUUCGAGUCAACCGGGUUCCGGACAGGGCUAUGGAGCAGGUGAAUGAGCUCAAAGAGAAGGGCAAUAAGGCCCUGAGUGCAGGUAACAUUGACGAUGCGUUGCAAUGCUACUCUGAAGCAAUCAAGUUGGAUCCCCAGAACCAUGUGCUCUACAGCAAUCGGUCUGCAGCCUAUGCCAAGAAAGGAGACUACCAGAAGGCCUACGAGGAUGGCUGCAAAACUGUUGACUUAAAGCCUGACUGGGGCAAGGGCUAUUCACGAAAAGCAGCAGCUCUUGAGUUCUUAAACCGGUUUGAAGAAGCGAAACGAACCUAUGAGGAGGGUUUAAAACAUGAAGCAAAUAACCCUCAGCUCAAAGAGGGUUUACAGAAUAUGGAGGCCCGAUUGGCAGAGAGGAAAUUCAUGAACCCUUUCAAUAUGCCUAAUCUGUAUCAGAAGUUAGAGAGUGAUCCCAGAACAAGGACGCUGCUCACUGAUCCAACCUACCGGGACCUAAUAGAGCAACUACGAAACAAGCCGUCUGACCUGGGCAUGAAGCUACAAGAUCCCCGCAUCAUGACCACUCUCAGUGUCCUCCUUGGAGUUGAUCUGGGUGGUGUGGAUGAGGAGGAAGAGGUUGCCACACCUCCACCUCCACCUCCUCCCAAAAAGGAGACCAAACCAGAGCCAAUGGAAGAAGACCUUCCAGAGAAUAAGAAACAGGCUCUGAAAGAGAAAGAGUUGGGGAAUGAUGCCUACAAGAAGAAAGACUUUGACACAGCUUUGAAGCAUUAUGACAGGGCCAAGGAUCUGGACCCUACCAACAUGACCUACAUCACCAAUCAAGCAGCUGUAUACUUUGAAAAGGGCGACUACAAUAAAUGCCGGGAGCUAUGUGAGAAGGCCAUUGAAGUGGGGAGAGAAAACCGAGAAGACUAUCGACAGAUUGCCAAAGCUUAUGCCCGAAUUGGCAACUCCUACUUCAAAGAAGAAAAGUACAAAGAUGCCAUCCAUUUCUACAACAAAUCUUUGGCAGAGCAUCGGACCCCAGAUGUGCUCAAGAAAUGCCAGCAGGCAGAGAAAAUCCUGAAGGAGCAAGAGCGGUUGGCCUAUAUUAACCCUGACCUGGCUUUGGAGCAGAAGAACAAAGGCAAUGAAUGUUUUCAGAAAGGGGAUUACCCCCAGGCCAUGAAGCAUUAUACAGAAGCGAUCAAACGGAACCCACGAGACGCCAAAUUAUACAGCAAUCGAGCUGCCUGCUACACCAAACUCCUUGAGUUUCAGUUGGCACUCAAGGACUGUGAGGAGUGUAUCCAGCUAGAGCCAACCUUCAUCAAGGGUUAUACACGGAAAGCAGCUGCCCUGGAAGCAAUGAAGGACUACACAAAAGCCAUGGAUGUCUACCAGAAGGCGCUAGAACUGGACUCCAACUGUAAGGAGGCAGCAGAUGGUUACCAGCGCUGUGUAAUGGCCCAGUAUAACCGCCAUGACAACCCCGAGGACGUGAAGCGUCGGGCCAUGGCUGACCCUGAGGUCCAGCAGAUAAUGAGUGACCCAGCCAUGCGGCUCAUACUGGAGCAGAUGCAGAAGGAUCCCCAGGCUCUCAGCGAACACUUAAAGAAUCCUGUCAUAGCGCAGAAGAUCCAGAAGCUGAUGGAUGUGGGUCUGAUUGCAAUCCGGUGAUAACUUGUUCCUUCCCCUUCCCUUCACCCUCACGCGGACAGAGGAGCUGGGGACCGCGGCAAGCAGCAUGGAGCAGAAGGGAAAGAAGGGGGAAAAAAAGAACAACUUAUCUCUAUAUUUAUACACACCUACGUGGAAGAUGCAGAGGCUUGUCCUCCCAUUGCUCAGCAGCCGCUGCCUCCGGGCCCUCCCAGCACGCAUGGUCUCUUCACCGCUGUCCUUGAGUUCCGGGUCUCCUUCCCCUUCCCCCUCAGUCGCUGUCUCGGCUGCUCCCGUAGUUGGUUAUUUUUUAUUUGGGGCAGUGGGCGUGUGUGGGGAGGGAAGGGUGUUCUUCCCAACCUCCGCUCCCAACUGUCUUCACGUUGUUCGCGCCACGUCCCCUUCUCAAUAAAACAAGCCAGUCAGGCGUGGUUAUAUGUUGCUAUGA
Choloepus didactylus (southern two-toed sloth) is the source of this 2269-nucleotide messenger RNA. It is a transcript of the gene STIP1, whose product is annotated as stress induced phosphoprotein 1. NCBI's taxonomy places the organism in Eukaryota, Metazoa, Chordata, Mammalia, Pilosa, Megalonychidae. Gene Ontology annotation, molecular function: Hsp90 protein binding. The transcript has 14 exons. The record is from RefSeq and is a predicted model, not a curated record. The coding region runs from base 211 to 1842 and encodes 543 amino acids.